AUGGCUCCCAAGCGGAAGCAAGAUAAUGCCGCUAAGCCGCCGCAGAAGCAAAGUGAUGGCACGUACGCAUCCCGUAGCCAUCGAUUAAGCAAAGAGGAUUUGUAUGUACUCCUUGCACUUUUUAUGGAAGACUUUCCACUCGAAACGAAGAAAGGUAAACCUGCAAAGAAAGGGGAGGAAAAAAAAUACAGGAAGGUCGGAGCCGCACUUGUAUUGCCGAAUGACAAAAUUUUUGCUAUUGACUGUACUCGUAACGGUGUGCAUGGGGUGGCUCGGUUGUUAAUGGAACAUCAAGACGUCGUAAAGGAUUGUAAAAUAUUUGUGUCAAGAAAGCCGUGUUCUUUUUGCACCAAGCUUUUGGUCCAGUCUAAAGUGAAGGAGAUUUUCUAUUUGCCGAUUGAGCCCGAGUACCACCAGGAUGGACAGGAGACAAAGGAAAAGAAGAAAGCCUUUAAAGAUGAGAAAUUGAGGGUUGAUGAACUAUUUAGAGUGAGCGCAAUCAGUCAGAAGGUGUUUGUGCCAGGGGCAGGAUUAAAAGAAGUCAAGAACAAAUACGACAUUCCGCUCAAAAAACAGCAAAAGUCCACGAAGAAACGGCUAAUGGAAAAUUAUUGGAAGGGAGAGUGGUUGAAAAAUGUCAGAGACAUUCAACCUUCCUUGGCCAAGCUUCGACCGUAA
This is a messenger RNA of Porites evermanni, 678 nucleotides long. Lineage: Eukaryota; Metazoa; Cnidaria; Anthozoa; Scleractinia; Poritidae. The record is from the annotation of a GenBank genome assembly.